GCAGCAGAUAAAAGGCCAUGCUAAAGCUCCAGAUACAGUGACUAGGCACCGCGACCUGUUCUUGGAACUGAAAAGGGACCUUGUUGGGUAAUCCAAGGAGAUAAGCUCAUGCAUGCCGAAACUCCAAGUUAUUGUUGCUGCUGCUACUGCUGCCGCUCCCUGCAGUCUGAAAAUGCAAGUGCGGGAUAAUGUGUCCCAGUCACUUACGUUCAGUCUGGUGAUAUCCGAUGGGGCCAAUUGCCGUCACCGGUGGAAAGAAUUCAACAAACUGUUUUGUCAGCUUGGGAGUCCGGGACGCUCUGGAGCUUCCUCCGCUGUACGGAGUAUCAACCGGCGGAAAGACUCUAGAGGGGGAGGGGCAGGUCUUUCGGACCACAGUAGGCCGGCGGCAAAAUAACCGGGUGGGGAGCGGAAGUUUGAAAGAAUGUCAAACUGAUCAUGAAUGAUAAUGAUGACGAUGGAAUACGGAGGACGGACGGACACUCCCACUAGUCUAAUCAACGGAGUCCAUCUCUCGGAUCCUGGAGAAACC
Molecule: messenger RNA, 532 nt
Organism: Aspergillus uvarum CBS 121591
Lineage: Eukaryota; Fungi; Ascomycota; Eurotiomycetes; Eurotiales; Aspergillaceae
Exons: 1
Coding region: 113-397 (94 amino acids)
Source: RefSeq, a predicted model, not a curated record